CGGGAGUUGAACGUAUAUCAAACUGACAGUUAAUAGAGCUAUGCCUUUCUUAUAAAAAACGGUUGUUGCUACGAACAUACGGCCAUGUUUGUGCUAGUUGUUUUGUGCAUUGUUGUUUCCGGUUUUCCAACAUUCGCACAAAAAGAAGGUGACAUAAGGACUGUUUCCCAAAGACUUGAGAUUUUUAAAUACGGUACAUGGGGGACUGUCUGUGCUAAUGACUUUGAUGAUGCCGACGCUCGAGUGGCUUGUAGACAAUUGGGAUACAGCAAUGGCACUUCUGUAGGUGACACAGUUUUAAGUGGUACAGGAGAUAUAUGGAAAACCAAUGUGAGAUGCUCUGGAUCGGAAAGUAAAUUGGAUGACUGCAGAGUCGGAGGAGCAGUUGGUAAAUGCUUACAUUCUGACGAUGUUGGAAUUUAUUGUUUUAAUGAGACUCUUAAUCCUGGUGAUAUACGAUUAAUUUCUGGAAGACUUGAAAUAUUUUACAACGAAACAUGGGGUACAGUUUGCGAUGACAACUUUGACGAUGUUGAUGCUCAAGUGGCUUGUAGAGAACUUGGUUACAACAAUGGUUUCUUCGUUGGUAGUACGAAUGAAUCUGUAACAGGAAAAAUAUGGCUCGACGACGUUAAUUGCUGUGGAGACGAAAACAAAUUGGAGCAUUGCAAUCAUGCAAAAUGGGGCGUUGAAAACUGUUUUAAAGGCGAAAAUAUAAAAAUUGAAUGCAAUAAUGGGAUUGAAGGAGACGUUCGAAAUUCUUCAGGAAAACUCGAGAUACUGCACAACAACGAAUGGGGAACAGUGUGUAGAGACAACUUUGGCAAAAACGAGGCUCUAGUGGCUUGCAAGCAGCUUGGUUACAGAAAGGGGAAUGAUAUUGAAACAGCAGGAAAAAGUGACACUUUACGGAUAUGGCUAGACAAUGUGAGAUGCAACGGAUGGGAAACUAAAAUGAUCAGUUGUGCGCAUGGCGAUUGGGGAAAGCAUACUUGCAGUCAUUGCAAAGUUGCUGGAUUUAGUUGCUCUGAAAUACAAGGUGAUGUACGAAUGAUUUCAAGCAGACUAGAUAUGUAUUACAAUGGGACAUGGGGAACAGUGUGUGUUGAAGGUUUUGACGAUAACGAUGCCACUGUUGCUUGCAGGCAACUUGGAUACAACACAGGAAUAUCCGUGGACCCCAAAAAAGAUGUAGCAAGUGGUGAUAGAUGGCUAAAUGGGAUGACUUGCACUGGAAAUGAACGUAGAUUGAUUGAUUGUGCAAGAGAUAAAAUUGUCAUGGCAAAAUGUUUUUCACCCGUGGGAAUCGAAUGUUCAAACUCCAAUGAUGGUGACUUACGAAUCAUCUCAAAGAGAUUAGAGAUAUUUCACGACAACGAAUGGGGAGCAGUUUGCGGAACACCCUUUGGCGAUAAUGAUGCUACAGUUGCCUGUCGACAGCUUGGAGGAGUGAAGUCUGGAGAUGUAAGACACAAUUAUUUGUUUCGUUAUAUUCGCAAAAUAUGGUUAACUGAAGUACACUGCUCUGGAAAAGAAAAAAAGUUGGCUACGUGUAAACAUGCAGGAUGGGGGGAAAACAUGUACGGUUGCAGUGAAAACGAAGGAAUGGUAACUGGCAUAGACAGACUUGGAUUUUGA
This is a messenger RNA of Mytilus trossulus (common blue mussel), 1638 nucleotides long. RefSeq names its product scavenger receptor cysteine-rich type 1 protein M160-like. The record is from RefSeq and is a predicted model, not a curated record. The transcript has 14 exons. Bases 85 to 1638 code for a protein of 517 amino acids. NCBI's taxonomy places the organism in Eukaryota, Metazoa, Mollusca, Bivalvia, Mytilida, Mytilidae. Gene Ontology annotation, cellular component: membrane.